Molecule: messenger RNA, 663 nt
Organism: Dovyalis caffra
Lineage: Eukaryota; Viridiplantae; Streptophyta; Magnoliopsida; Malpighiales; Salicaceae
Source: the annotation of a GenBank genome assembly
AUGAAAGGGGCGGAGACGGACGCUAUGGGUCUAUUGUUGAGGGAGAGGAUUGUGUUUCUAGGGAACAGUAUAGAUGAUUUUGUGGCUGAUGCUAUUAUUAGUCAGUUGUUGCUUCUUGAUGCUCAGGAUCAUACUAAAGACAUCCGUCUAUUCAUUAAUUGUCCUGGUGGUUCUCUUAGUGCUACAAUGGCUAUCUAUGACGUGGUGCAGCUCGUGAGGGCUGAUGUUUCCACAGUUGCUCUUGGCAUUGCAGCAUCAACAGCUUCUAUAAUUCUAGGUGGUGGAGCGAAAGGCAAGCGUUUUGCAAUGCCCAACACACGGAUAAUGAUUCAUCAACCUCUUGGAGGUGCUAGUGGGCAAGCAAUAGACGUGGAAAUUCAAGCGCGAGAAAUUAUGCACAACAAGAACAAUGUGAUUAGAAUUGUUUCGGGUUUCACUGGUCGCACAAUUGAGCAAGUGCAAAAAGAUAUUGAUAGAGAUCGAUACAUGUCUCCAAUUGAGGCAGUUGAAUAUGGAAUAAUUGAUGGAGUUAUUGAUGGAGAUAGCAUCAUUCCUUUGGCUCCAGUGCCUGAAAGAGUGACACCAACCCUGAAUUAUGAGGACAUGCGUAAAGAUCCAAUGAAAUUCUUGAAUCCAGAUGUCCCUGAUGAUGAGAUAUACUAG